Ceutorhynchus assimilis (cabbage seed weevil) is the source of this 1959-nucleotide messenger RNA. The record is from the annotation of a GenBank genome assembly. Lineage: Eukaryota; Metazoa; Arthropoda; Insecta; Coleoptera; Curculionidae.
UUUUCAUUCCGUCUCGGUCGCGCUCUUUAUAAACCAAAAAACAUUGGAUUCUUCGACACAGUUGAUAAAAUUUCUGAAGUGUUUUGUUUGUUUGGUGCCAUUCCGUAGAAUUAUCAAUAAACUAUCUAUCAAAAUUCAUCAGUCGAGAUGUUCUCGAUGAAAUUGUGCCGGAAUCGUACGUGUCGCGAGUUAUUGAGAGACUUUCGGAGGAAUAUCAGUAAAACUUCGACGGAUAAAAAUAGCGAUGCUAUAUCCAGGGUACAAGAUCACAAAAUUCAGCUGGCAAGUUUGGAGAAUACUUGUGAUAAAAGUGAAACUAAUAGGAGGUGGAUGAAACAGAUGCAACAUAAUAAUAUUCGGGCUCUUUCGACCCUUCACCAUACCCUGAUCAAGCCUCCACAAAGCAGCUCGUUGGCAUCCAAAGAACAAUCCAGAGAUUUUAUGGCGCUGUUUCCCGAUAUUGUUAGGGAACUGACUGAUAUUGGAACAAGGAACCAGGAGCUGCCUGAAGUUAUGAAGCGAUUUGCCAGAACUCUACAAUACAACACCCCCAAUGGCAAAAAAUACAGAGGAAUGAUUGUGAUUUCGUCAUAUAAAAUGUUAGAGGACCCUGCUAGACUUACACCAGAAAAUAUUAGAUUGGCCAGUAUCGUAGGAUGGUGUGUUGAAAUGCUACAAGCCUAUUUUCUUAUUCUGGACGACAUCAUGGACAGUUCCGAAACGCGACGUGGUAACCCAUGCUGGUACCGUCAACCCGGUAUCGGCAUGAGCGCCAUAAACGAUGCUUUGAUGAUCCAAAAUGCUAUUUAUGCCUUGCUUAAAAAACAUUUCAAAAAUCAUCCGGCAUAUGUACCUUUGAUGGAAGUUUUCCAUGAAACUACCCUCAGGACGACUCUUGGUCAAAGUUUAGAUUCAAUGUGUUUGGAUCAAGAUGGCAAACCGAAAUUGGAUAUGUUUACUAUGUCUAGAUAUUCAUCGAUUGUAAAAUACAAAACCGCCUACUAUACAUUCCAUGCCCCAGUAGCUCUGGCAAUGCAAUUGGCCGGUAUGGAUGAUGUUGAGCAACACAGACAGGCCAAGACUAUUUUGCUCGAGAUGGGACAAUUUUUCCAAAUUCAGGAUGAUUUCCUAGACUGUUUUGGCGAACCAUCAGUGACCGGAAAGAUGGGAACUGAUAUACAAGAGGGCAAAUGCUCGUGGUUAGCUGUGGUUGCUUUGCAAAGGGCUACACCUGCUCAAAGGAAAAUAAUGGAAGAACAUUAUGGAAGAACCGAACCAGAAUCGGUGGCAAUCGUCAAACAGCUCUACCAAGACCUGUCCUUACCCAACACUUACGCCAUCUACGAAGAAGAAAGUUACAACAUCAUCAAAACUCACAUCCAACAAAUUUCCAAAGGGCUUCAGCACGAUUUGUUCUUCAACAUUAUGGAGAAACUUUACAAACGCGAAAGUUAAACUUUCAGAAAUAAUCAAGCUUUAAUUAAGAACCAAUCAGAAAUAUUAUUAGAUUGGUUUUAGGUUUUUAUUAUUAGAAAUAAAUUUCUACAUCUACCGUUUUCUACAUUUAUAUAAAUUUUUCAUUUCAUUCAUUGAGUAAUAUGGAUUUACCAAGGUUUAUUAUUUGAUGAGGAUAUUUCUAUAACUGACCUUAUUUUAUAUCAUAUAUAAAAAAAAUCCCUUAUAGUUAUAUUGCAUUUCAGGUUUCUUUUGCUUCCAAUUGAAAUAAAUGUUGAUUAGUUGUACCUAACUAAUGUUCUUAUUGGAACCAUAAUAAACCGAUUGUAUUCGAGAGUUUAAUUCAGGAUGUAGCUAUUGAGACUUGAUAAUAAUUAAAUACUGAAAGUCAUUAGAUCAUAAGAUUUUUUUUCUAUUUUCAAAUUAGUCAUAGAAGCGAUUUUGUUUUAAGAUUUUAUUUAAAGGUAUAGAGAAUAAAAAGGUUUAUGAAAUAAGUGAUUCGUA